This is a messenger RNA of Cylicostephanus goldi, 452 nucleotides long. Lineage: Eukaryota; Metazoa; Nematoda; Chromadorea; Rhabditida; Strongylidae. The record is from the annotation of a GenBank genome assembly.
AUGCGAACAGUGUGCAUUAUGCUACUGAUUGUACAAUAUUCGUCUGCACAAUUUGGUGGUGGUGGAUUUGGCGGCUUGGGUGGUGGCUUGGGCUCUUGUUGUUGUUGCUGCUGUCCAUGCCCCUGUCCUCCAUUACCUCCACCAGUCUAUUAUGUCAAUCCAUGUCCCCCACCAACUACGGGUAGCCCCAUAGGUGUGCCUGACGUUAUCGUUGGACCAUGCGGUGAGUAUUUUCAAAUUCUUCGGAAUGAUGAUGAUGAUUUGACAGAAAAAAUAGUACUGCUUAGCUUUGAAUCUGAAUUGUCUGAGUUGUUCGGAGGCCGACAAACUGACCAUCAAAGUACUAGUCUGAACCAUUGUAAGAAGGAUUCAAAAGAAUUAAAGUCUUUAAUAAUAACAUUAAAGAGACCCUUAACUCUCCGCGUUAUUUACUCAUACGCGAAAAAGUGAAC